GGCAACUCUGAACUCUAUCUAAAUGUCAAAAUGACUAUUGGAAAGUACAAUGUUAGAUUUUCAAAAUUCCCUUUAUAAAUAGGAAUUAAAUGCCGUAAAAUUAAUAAAACACAUGAUAAACAACUAUAUUUUUAGUGAAGACCAAGAGUUCCCUUAGUUCUAGUCAGAAAUGUUACUAAAUGAUCCGGCAUAUGACUUAGAAUUUUUCUACAGUUUUUACGUGAAAUUCCUGGCAGAAUCAUUGUUAUAUUUUAGGAAUUUUGCUUUGUAUAUAAGCUUAUGGCUCUUUGGGUACCUGUUGGUGUGUUGUGUGGUGUAUCGGAGAUAUGCUCGCCGCCUGCCAACGCGAACACGCGGCGCCUUGGGAGCAAAGCGAGUGCUAGUGGUAAUAGCCCACCCGGAUGACGAGUGCAUGUUCUUCGGGCCCACGAUCUUCAGAUUGUGCGAACAGGGUGCUGACGUUUAUGUACUGUGUCUAUCUAACGGAAACUAUGAGGGCAAAGGUCAUAUACGUCGCAGGGAGUUAUGGGACGCCUGUCAAGAGCUUGGUGUCCCAAACAAAAACAUAUGUAUAGUAAUGGACACUCGGUUACGGGAUGACCCUAAAUCCCAGUGGCCUGUGCCUGUGAUGGCUAAACUGAUGCACCAUCACUUAGAAAUGCUAGAUAUAGACACAUUAGUGACGUUUGACCGAGGAGGGGUGUCGGCACAUGCUAAUCACUCGGCCGUGUUUUAUGCCGUAGCUUACAUGUUUGUUGAGAAAUUAAUGCCACAAAGGUGUUCGGUGUACACAUUAGAUUCUGUAAAUAUUUUAAGAAAAUACAUUGGAUUCUUGGACCUGCCACUUAGUUUUGUAUUGUCUUCUAAGAGAUAUUUCCUCCGCUGGACUGAGAGCCGGCGCGUGAUUCGCGCGAUGAAACGCCACCGCUCCCAAAUGGUGUGGUUCCGGUAUCUCUAUGUGGCCUUCUCCAGAUACAUGGUCAUCAAUACCCUUCGGAGGAUAAGUCUAGCCGACAUUGAAUUGGAGCUUGAGGUUGAUGAUUGAGUACAAGAUAAAUUAAGAAGAUAUCUAAUAGUAUUGAAGUGUUGUGACUCUUGAGUAUUGUUUUAAAUGGUCGGGUAUAGAUUCUACAGUUUUAGGGCUGGCUAUGGGCAUAGUCAGGAUGUCGGUGGGUUGGUGCAAGUACCAAACUGAGGGCCUUUUAAAUUAUUUUAUGCUGUUGUGAAAGAGAGUUGUUGAUCUAUAAUCUGUAGUUUGCCUUCUGCUUCUACAUCUGCAAAAAUCUUCUUUAAGAUGUGGUGGUUGGCCCCUUUUAAUCUUAGUACUUUCUGUCUUCAAUAAAUUCAUAAUAUCUCUGGCUAUACAAAUGGCCUAUUAUAAAUGUUGCCAUAACCAAGUUUGAAAAACUUAACAACAACAUUUCUGCUGAUUUUAUGAUUCUUGCCACGUUACUUAACAAAAAUCAGUUUGCUCAUUUUUAAGAAGCUUGCUUGUGACGCAAUGUCUUAUUAAAAAUGUUUGAUAGGAAAUUGUAUUGGCCAACUUUAAAUAGUAUGUAGUAUAGUGGUCAUGCUUCUCCUUGGUCAUUAAAGUUAGAUAAAAAAUUUUGGGAAGAGAUGAUUGAAAUCAACCUCUAUAAUUCUCACUUCCCGAAAUCUUGAUAUUACAAUAAAGCAUUAUUAAAAUGCAUAUCGAAUAUGGAACGACGAGUGCUUAAGUACCCACACACACACUAUGGUCUCUAGUAUAAACAAUAGAGUUUGAAUUACCCCUCGCCACCCACCUUGACAUCCCAGCUAUGCUCAUACGCAAAAUAUGUCUGUACUAGAAUAAUCAGAAAACUAGAUUUUUUAAAUACAAAUAAAAAUAUAUUUCUGAUAAAAUUCACUAGAAAAAAGCUAUACACAGAAGAAACUAAUUCUAAGGUACUGACAGAGAUAGUGUUGUCUUUUUCGUUCCUUUUGUCAGAGUAGUUAGAACAAAAGAGGUAGAGUAUGUAUUUCUUACUGCUUUAAUGGUUAAGAAGUGGGAGCUUAUCAAGACACCAGUAAAGUUACAUUAGAAAAGUUAUAGAAAGACACAUUAGGUAUAGUAAAAUACCUUUUUUGCUCGCUUCUCUGCUUGAAGCUGUGGUCAAAUUGAGAGCUAUUUCAGCCCGUAAUAAUAAGAAAAUAGCGGCUAAUGUUGAAAUCAACCGUUCACUCUAAAAUGUGCUAUAAAAAGUGUAUUUACAAACACCAAUCUCUGUUGUCUUAUCAGAUGGGACGAUAUUCACGGCAGAUGUCACGACAUUAAGGAUUGUGAACUUUACACCGGGCUAAUUCAUAGCUGUUCAAUUUGGCGAGCGCUUUAAAAGCUUUUUCGCAACGACGAUAUUGUCCUUCCAGUCUACAGAAACAUUAGACACAGUCCAUUUAUGUUUUUAAUAAGUAGAAUGCCAUUUUGCAUUCAUAAGUCAAUUUUCUUUCCUCUCAAUUAUAAUCUUAUCAGGUAAUUUUACCUCUAUGCAAGAUUUUUUACAACAAAAAUUCCUAAUCUAAAUUGACUGAAAAACUUCCUCUGAUCUUCCUAGUUAUUAAUAUAACGUGUAAAAGUCGUAAUUGAUAAUAUUGUUUACAGAUUAGAAGUAGUAAUUGUACAUGUGUUAGUCAAAUUCUAUUCCAAGAUUUCGAAAGGCGGUACCAGAUUUUGCCAAAUUCAGCUGGGCUUCUUGCCUAUUAUUUUUCAAGGUGUUCUAGUGCAGAAAGCUUAUGACAGCAGUUGUAUUAAAAUGCAUUGACCUAUUUCUGAUGCUGUAGGGACUAGGGUUAUACAAGUUCCUUCGUGUUUUUUGUCUAUUUAUGUUCAGAAGCAGGAGCUUAUGGAUACAAUCAAAUGAAGAAUGGACUUGAAUGCAAUUCAGUUGUUUUAUAAUUUGGAUAUAAAAUGGUAUUGCCAUCAAACUUGAAAACUGUUCAAAUUUCUGUUCAAAAUUUUACUGACACUCAGUAUUGCCAUAAAGUCGUGUUUUUAUUAUCUGUACUAUAUUGUCAUACCAUGACUCCGCCUGUAUUAUAACUUAUACAGUGUUUUACGUUAUGUAUUUUAUUUAUUAUUCAAAGUAUUAUUCUUCGGGAUAGUAUAUUAGGUGCAGGGUCACUGCCUGUAAAGACGAAACAAGAUUUUGGUCGAUGUGAAAUGAUUAUUAUAGAAAAAAAUUCAAUGAUAGAGCGAAGCCAGGAUGCGUAAACAACAAACAUGUGAUAGCAACUGCUUUUAUGCAGUAGGCAGCGUAUAAGCUUAGCUUAGAUAGGCGAAUUGAACUUAUUUUCAAAUAAUAACGUUGGUCUGAACGUUGAAAUAUAAAUCGAAGUUGCAAGUUCCAAGUCACUUGACUUGCCUGGGAGCAGGUACAUUAGAAUUUCACUGCGUAGAUACUUAAUUGAAUAAAGAAGGCAGAACUAGGUUGUUAUAUUUGACAUGUUUUAAUAUAACUAAAGGUUUAUUACUUGUCUCGGGUCCUGCCAUCCUGGCGUCGUUCAUGUUGAGUGUCAAAGAUAAGGGAGUUACAAAUGUAUGUAAAUUAUCCGCUAGUCUGUUAUUUAGUAUAGAGUUUAUAUUAAGAUAUCAGCCGUUGACAUCUAAAAUUAUUUUUAACGUUUGAUAUGCUAGCUUGGUAACGAAUUUUCGCCAGGACCUCAAAAAAUCUGGUACAAAAGUGUCGUUAGAAUUGUGUAAUUUUGUUCCUUUACCCACAUUCCUUAUUCAAUCUGUUAGAAAAUAAUGUUAUCAUAUUUAAAUGUCAACCAAGUUAGUUCCUUCUAUUCUUGUAAACCACUAUAGUAUUUAUCAACUAUUUUUUUUAAAGCAGGGAAGGAGUAAAUUCAAGUACAAAUGUGUGAUUGGAAUUCCUUUACAUAUUUCACUUGAAAUGAAACUAAGCAAAAGCUUCCGAAACUACAAGUACCAGACUGGCAAGAAUUGUUAAAAUAAUGUAGAAUAAAUACCAAGCUAAUGUAAUUAUUGUUUACCCUGUGAUAGUCGGUUCUCUUGCUUCAGGCAUUAUUUAUUUAAAAUAUAUUUGAGAUUUUUAUUUAAAAUUCAUUAUACGAUCAAAUUUUUAAA
Trichoplusia ni (cabbage looper) is the source of this 4105-nucleotide messenger RNA. RefSeq names its product N-acetylglucosaminyl-phosphatidylinositol de-N-acetylase (gene PIG-L). The record is from RefSeq and is a predicted model, not a curated record. NCBI's taxonomy places the organism in Eukaryota, Metazoa, Arthropoda, Insecta, Lepidoptera, Noctuidae. The transcript is spliced from 4 exons. Gene Ontology annotation, biological process: GPI anchor biosynthetic process. The coding region runs from base 170 to 1045 and encodes 291 amino acids. Gene Ontology annotation, molecular function: N-acetylglucosaminylphosphatidylinositol deacetylase activity. Gene Ontology annotation, cellular component: endoplasmic reticulum.